AUGAUGGGGGUGCGCAGCUCAUGCGCAGUGUUGGCGAUGAAGGCACUCUUGUUGCGCUCCGCCGCCUGCGUUCUCUCCUUCAGCACCUCCACUGCUGCCACUUUCUCCCGCACGCCCCGCGUGUUGCAUGCCACAGUCACUCCAAUAGCGGCCAGCAGCGCCGCCACCACCAUGAUCACCACUGCCAGCAGCACGGCCGUCCAGCUGUGGACCGAAGAGGAGGAGGAGGAGAGGGACGGGGAGGAGGAGGAGGAGGAGGAGGAGGAGGAGGAGGAGGAGGAGGAGGAGGAGGAGGAGGAGGAGGAGGAGGAGGAGGAGGAGGAGGUGGAGGAGGAGGAGGAGGAGGAGGAGGAGGAGGAGGAGGAGGAGGAGGAGGAGGAGGAGGAGGAGGAGGAGGAGGAGGAGGAGGAGGAGGAGGAGGAGGGGGGGGGGAGAGAGGAGAAGGCGAGGCGAUCACUGGAGGUGACAUCGUAG
Closterium sp. Naga37s-1 is the source of this 474-nucleotide messenger RNA. The record is from the annotation of a GenBank genome assembly. Lineage: Eukaryota; Viridiplantae; Streptophyta; Zygnematophyceae; Desmidiales; Closteriaceae.